UAAAGAUGUUAAACAACAUAGCGUUGUUGUCUGUUAAUACCACACUGUUAAUAUACUUGGCUGUUUCUUAAGUGCUUACUUUUGGAGCUUCUGCUCAAGAUCCUGUUCUUUUCUGCAGACUUAAAGUAAAACAUUAUUUGUUUUUCUCAGUGGGACGAGGUCAGUGUCCUGGAUGAUCGAGGAAAGCUCAUAAGAACCUUUGAGGUCUGUAAUGUCAACCAAAAUCCCCGUCUGCAAGACAACUGGCUGGCUACGCCCUUCCUGUACCGUCAUUCUGCUCCGAGGGUAUUUGUCACGUUACGAUUCUCCAUGCGUGACUGCGCCAGCCUGCGAACGCCGUCACCCUCCUGCAGAGAGACGCUCACCCUGUUCUACAAACAGGCCGACUCCCAGAGAGAGCUGGAACGGACCUGGGUGGCUGAGCCGUCCACCGCGGAGAAGGAGACCAGAGAGGGCUGGGUGAAGAUCGACACCAUUGCAGCUGAUAAGAGUUUCUCUAAGGUGGAGCCCAGCUCACCUCACCAGUAUCAACCCAACAGAUACAAACGAAUCAAUAUCAAGACACGCAGCUUUGCUCCUCUCACACGUAACGGAUUCGUCUUGGCAAUCGUCGACAGUGGAGCCUGUGUUUCCCUAAUGGGAGUCUCGAUCUUCUAUCGCCGCUGUCCAGCCACCAGCCUCUACUUAGCAUCCUACCCUCCGACCCCCUCAGGGGCCGAGCCGACCGCCUUAGUCCCUGUGAAUGGAACAUGUGUCCCUAACAGUAAAGCACAGGGAGGCCCGCCCCCUCGUAUGCACUGCAACGCUGAAGGCGAGUGGAUGGUUCCUGUGGGAGGAUGUGUCUGUGAUGAAGGCUAUGAGCAGAACCUCAAUGGAUCCGCCUGCCUGGCUUGUCCAGUUGGUUACUUCAAGUCUGUUUCGGGCCCUGUCCCCUGUUCCGUGUGUCCCCCCAACAGCAGAACCAGCCAGGAGGGAUCCAAAGUGUGUGAAUGUCGCAGCGGCUUUUACCGAGCAGCCAGUGAUGCCAACUCCUCUGCCUGCACAACUCCUCCGUCUGCGCCUGUCUCUCUGUCCUGGGAGUAUGAAAGCGGCGAUGGUGGCGUUUCCUUAAGAUGGCGCCCUCCCGUUGACAUGGGAGGCCGCAGCGAGGUGUGGUAUGGGGUGGUGUGUCGCAUCUGCCCCUCAGCUAUCAUCACCAACCCGGCGUUGUGCUCCUGGUGUGGGGAAGGCGUCACAUUCAGUCCCACCCAGACUAACCUGAAACAAACCAAGGUCACCCUCAACAACCUGCUGACCAGAGUCACUUAUCUCAUACAGGUGCAAGCCAUGAAUGAGGUGUCAGCUUUGAGCCCUUUUCCGGCUCGAUACGCGAGCAUCAAUUUCACUACAAGCCAGUCAGUUCCCAGUACAGUUCCCAUGAUGCAUCAGCUGAGCCGGGCACCUGACUCCAUCACUCUCUCGUGGCCACAGCCAGACAGACCCAAUGGAGACAUCCUGGAGUACCAGCUUAGAUACUUUGACAAGGGUUCAGAUGUGGACAGUGCAGUGACCGUUUACAGUGAGACCAACACAGUGACCGUCAGCUCUCUAAUCCCCGGCUCCAUCUACGCCUUUCAGAUCAGAGCUCGAAACGAGCGAGGCUUCGGCCCCUACAGUGACACCAUCUACUUCACCACACUGCCACUGGAGGAGCAUUCGCAGCAGAUCCAGAAUAGACUUCCUCUGCUGGUUGGCUCCGUCAUGGGUGGUGCAGCUUUUCUCCUGGUAGUGGCAGCCAUCGUGGUUGUGGUGGUGUUUCGCAGUAAGAGAAGGGAGAGCCCAUACAGUGACAGACUUCAGAGGUACAUCAGCAACCGAGGUGGAGUUAAGUACUAUGUGGACCCCUCAACCUAUGAGGACCCCAGCGAGGCUGUCAAAGAGUUUGCCCGUGAGAUUGAUCCCGCUCAUCUUAAAAUUGAGGAGGUGAUUGGUGCAGCUCAGUUUGGCGAAGUUUCUCGGGGACGCUACCGUCCACUGGGGCGCAGGGAGGUGCUGGUGGCGGUGAAGACUUUACGCUGGGGGGCUUCAGACAGAGAGAGGGGGAUGUUUCUGAGCGAAGCAGGAGUUCUGGGACAGUUUGAUCAUCCGAACGUGCUGAAGUUGGAGGGCGUGAUCACUCGAAGCCCUCCAGAGAGGAUCAUUACUGAGUUCAUGGAGAAUGGGCCACUGGAUGCCUUCCUCAGGGAGAACGAGGGCCAGUUCAGCGUCCUGCAGCUUGUCGGGAUGUUACGGGGAAUCGGUGCAGGGAUGCGUUACCUCUCGGAGAGAAAUUUCGUCCACAGAGACCUGGCAGCAAGAAAUGUGCUGGUUAACUCCAACCUGGUUUGUAAAGUGUCCGACUUCGGCCUGUCUCGUCUCAUGAGGGGCUUGGACCACAACAUACCCACUUACACUGCCUCACUGGGCAGUAAGAUUCCUGUGCGGUGGACAGCACCAGAAGCCUUUCAGCAUCGCAAGUUCAGUUCAGCAAGUGAUGUCUGGAGCUUUGGGAUACUCAUGUGGGAAGUGAUGUCAUAUGGAGAGCGUCCGUACUGGGACAUGAGCAAUCAGGAGGUGAUGAAGGCAGUAGCAGACCAGUAUCGUCUUCCUGCCCCCCAUAACUGCCCUGCUGCCCUCCACUCUCUGAUGCUUCAGUGCUGGCAGGGAGACCGAGGGGACCGGCCAGGCUUCGACUCAGUCCUGUCCUCUUUGGACAGGCUCAUCAGACACCCUGCCUCCCUGAAGGCGGAGCCAACACGAAGCUGCUCCCAGCCACUGCUCAGUCCCACCCCCACAGACUUAUCAGCAGUGGCAACAGUCAGUGAUUGGCUGAAGGCUCUGAGGAUGGAGAGGUAUCAGGAUGAGUUCGAACAGGCGAACCUGGACUCUUUAGACAGAGUGAGCAGGCUCACCAUGGAUGACGUCCAGAACCUCGGGGUGAACCUGCUGGGACAUCAGAGGAAGAUUGUCAGUGCAGCCCAGCAGCUCAGAGCCUAUCUGUCGCAGGGACAGGUGGAGGUGUGAAAUCCACCCACGUUUCACCCAAUGCCGUGGACUUCUAUGGUUUUCACAUUCAUCUGCUUGUGUCUGGUUUCUCAAACACGCACUUAUGAGGGAGCACAUUUUAAACCAAACCAGUCUGUCUUUUUGUUUGUUUUUUUUUUCAUCUAAAAAACCCGACACAUAACAACCAGAAGGAGUGAAAAGGAACAGACCAGACUACCUGCCAGUCACAGAGAAGUGAUGCACUAUGGGAGCUGCAGUCCUGGUCUAAGUGAGGGUAGGGAUUUGCUAAGGAGGAGGAGGAGGAGGACUUUGAAGAUUUCUUGAUUUUUUUAUCUCUAAAAAAUUCACUUUAUUGUUGUCUGCCUUCUUCUCUCCUCACUCAUCUUUAGUCCUACCUCUCACCUCCUCUUCCACAACUGUCCCUCCAUCAAACUUUUAUAUUGUCCCCACCCUCAGUGACUACAAGAAAAACUAUAAAAAUGUUUCUUUUUUAUUCUUAUGGAGAAAUCUCCACACAAAGAAUUGCGUGAAGACAAUCAAAGCCUUUUUCUACAAUUUUUUGACUUGUUUGUAAAGUUAUAUCACUUCCUCCAGACUUUAAAAGCCAAAUGCUUAAACUUGUUAGCAAAAAAAAAGGGGAAGAGUACUGCCAAGCAGCUAAUGCUGAAUGGUGAGCUCAGAAACGUGUAGUUUGUUAGUAUUCCACAAAAUUCUGUAAAUCAGAAAACAAACUUAAAAUGUAAGCCAUGUUUUUCCCUCCUCAAAAGACGUAUCAGCCAUUUAUUCAACUCACUCUGGCUCUGGGUGACAGCAGAGCUCAUGUGCUGCAACAAUACCAACAUCACCUCAGCUGCAAACACAAACGUUCAUCAGUGAUGAAGAAAGAAGUGAACAGCACCCACCUUUAUGUGUACAUUUCACACUUCACCUCUUUAUUGUUUGACUACAAGAGUAAAAACACUGAGUCAUUGAAUCUUUGUGAAUGUGUGAAAUGAGAAAGAUGGACAAAAUCUGAUCUGAUUAACACUUGAAGGAAGGAGGAGAAAUGCUUUUUAAGUAUGUUCCUGUGUGUCUGUAACGUGUGUGUGUGCUGUAAACAAAGCUUUGUGGCUUUGUUCGUGUGUACAUCAGGUAAAUGCUGUA
Molecule: messenger RNA, 4167 nt
Organism: Cheilinus undulatus (humphead wrasse)
Lineage: Eukaryota; Metazoa; Chordata; Actinopteri; Labriformes; Labridae
Gene: ephb6
Product: eph receptor B6
Exons: 17
Coding region: 310-3042 (910 amino acids)
Biological process (GO): axon guidance; central nervous system projection neuron axonogenesis; cell surface receptor protein tyrosine kinase signaling pathway
Cellular component (GO): plasma membrane; neuron projection
Molecular function (GO): ATP binding; transmembrane-ephrin receptor activity; protein binding
Source: RefSeq, a predicted model, not a curated record